GCUCAUUGCUCACUGCAGAAACACUCACAGACCACGUAACAAAUCCCAGCGCUUCUGCACUUCUGCGCUCUGCGGCGCCGUCCCGGCCCCAUCCCCGUGCAACGCCCCCGACAAGCCCAUUUUGCACUUAUAUCCAAGGCCCCUUUCGACCAUCCCAGAAGCUUUUUCCCUUCUCCCUCUCCUUCUCUCUGUGAACUUCCCCUGGUUCUAUCCCGUUCCUCUAUAUCUUCAUCUCCGAUCAAAGCCUCGUCUGGCAUGAUCACCAGUCCCCGCUCCUGCUCCUCUCUGUCUCCCACCGAGCAUCUUAUCUAAACCAUCUCUUGUCCUCAAGAUACGCGAGGCAGGAUUUUUUAUUUUAAACACGUCGCCGACGACAACUCCACCUCACUACAUCCCGCCUUUUCAAGCUUGGCCUUGACCCCUCUUCAUCAUGUUCGGUGGCCGCAAGUUCUCCAUCAACCGCCAUACCGGUGCCCCUAAGACGUUGGGUGCUCGUCGCUUCAGCUCUGGCGAGCCCUCAUCAAGCGAGGUCCAGUCCAAGGUCCAUCGCCAGUUCCGUAACGCCCACGAGGGUCACCAGCCCCACGCCGGCCUCGACGCCUCCCGAUCAUCCACUGGUGUCAUCUGGUGCACUGAGCGCGCCUCCGAGUAUGGCUUCCUUGAGGAGCCCGAUCUGUGGGCCAACCUGGGCCAGGGUGCCCCCGAGGUUGAGGACGAGAUUGCCGGCUGCUUCCCCCGCCCCACGACCGUCGAUGUCUCCAUGGCCGGCCGAGAGUACGGCCCCACUGCCGGUAUCAAGCCCUUGAGAGAGGCUGUUGCCCACCUCUAUAAUGAGAUGCACCGAAAGGGCAAGGACAGCCAGUACACCUGGGAGAACGUCGCCAUUGUCCCCGGUGGCCGUGCUGGUCUCAUCCGAAUCGCCGCCGUCCUCGGCAACUCAUACCUGAGUUUCUUCUUGCCCGACUACACAGCUUACAACGAAAUGCUGAGUCUCUUCAAGAACUUCGCCGCCAUUCCCGUCCCGCUGAACGAGAGCGACGGAUACCACAUCCACCCCGACAAGAUUGCCGAGGAAAUUGCUCGUGGUACUUCGGUCAUCCUGACCUCCAACCCCCGCAACCCUACCGGCCGUGUUGUCGCCAACCCUGAGCUCGCCGAGAUCCAGGACAUCUGCCGUGGCCGCGCCACCUUCAUCAGCGACGAGUUUUACUCCGGCUACAACUACACCAGCAACUGCGAUGGUUCCACCAUUUCUGCUGCCGAGAACGUCGAGGACGUCGACGAGGAUGAUGUCCUCAUCAUUGACGGUCUCACCAAGCGCUUCCGCCUUCCCGGAUGGCGAAUUGCCUGGAUCUUAGGCCCCAAGGAGUACAUCAAUGCUAUUGGCUCCUGCGGCAGCUACCUCGAUGGUGGUGCCUGCCAUCCCUUCCAGGAGGCCGCUAUUCCCAUGCUUGACCCUAGUCUGGUGGCCACUGAGAUGGCUCACCUCCAGGCUCAUUUCCGGGAUAAGCGUGACUACGUCGUUCGACGCCUGCGCGAGAUGGGUUUCGUCAUCAAGUACGUGCCCGACUCGACCUUCUACCUUUGGUUGAACCUGGAGGGUCUUCCCGAGUCUAUUGCCGACGGUCUCAACUUCUUCCAAGCUUGUCUCGAGGAGAAGGUCAUCGUUGUGCCCGGUAUCUUCUUCGACCUGAACCCCUCGCGCCGUCGUGAUCUCUUCGACAGCCCCUGCCACCACUUCGUACGUCUGUCGUAUGGUCCCAGAAUGGACGUACUGAAGAUGGGUCUGGACGGAAUUGAGCGUGUUGUCCACAAGCACAAGAAGACCCUGUAGGCGAGAUUACACUUGACCCGUUGUUUCCAAGCGCGAACCGACACUUGCCUGAGAGAGCUGGGAGACACGGUCCCCAAAUUUCAGCCACCGGUUGUCGUGAUGGAAGUGUAAAGGUGUAGAUGUGAAAGGGGAGUUUGUUUAUAGGCAGAAUCUAUGGCGAUGUAGACCGGGGAAGACGGGAUAGCAGCUUUUUUGCAAGCUGAUCCCCCCGGGAUAACUCACUCGAGCUAGAUGAUGUUUGAUGGCUCUUUCGUUUUAGCCGCAUUGCAGCGCAGGGAACACGGCGGGAUUACGAAUUAAACCGACUAUUACUCCA
Messenger RNA from Ilyonectria robusta, 2150 nucleotides. Its product is annotated as pyridoxal phosphate-dependent transferase. Gene Ontology annotation, molecular function: pyridoxal phosphate binding. The transcript is spliced from 8 exons. NCBI's taxonomy places the organism in Eukaryota, Fungi, Ascomycota, Sordariomycetes, Hypocreales, Nectriaceae. Gene Ontology annotation, biological process: biosynthetic process. The record is from RefSeq and is a predicted model, not a curated record. The coding region runs from base 431 to 1834 and encodes 467 amino acids.